This is a messenger RNA of Stylonychia lemnae, 1344 nucleotides long. NCBI's taxonomy places the organism in Eukaryota, Ciliophora, Spirotrichea, Sporadotrichida, Oxytrichidae. The record is from the annotation of a GenBank genome assembly.
AUGUAAAUUUAAUCUAAGGAGGAUCUGUUUCAUUAGCAAUAGCUAUAUCAGAGGUCUUACAAAACUCAUAAUGGCUUUAAGAUUCAACUACUAAAUAAAAGACUAGAAAAUCUUAGAAAACCCUCACCUGAACCAGAGAAAAAGCAAUUGUACAUUAAUAAACUUAGUGACUAGUAGAUAUAAAAGAUCUUGAAUUUGACAAAUAUAAGACAACCUCAUCUUAAUAACCUCUAUAAUAAUAAUGACAUCAUUCACAACAUAAAUCCACUUGAGAAUAUAGACGAAAACGCUAUUAAUGAAAGAGAUGACGUUGAAUUAGGAUUCAGUAAUACAAUUAUUCAAAUUCAUCCAACUCUGAAGCAUUCAGGAAGUCGUUACACCAAAGUCUAGAAAAAUAAAAUAGCCUCUCCCCCUUGCAGGUAUUUAUCCAAUCUGAGAAACAAAUAAAAACUUAGACUAAAUGAAGACUCUGCUAGUAUCCUAAAAACACAUAUUUAUCAGAAUAAUACAUCAAAGCACGCUUAAAGUAAGAGCUUUAUGCCUAUUAGGGAAAUGCUGUAGAAUAUUGAAAAUACUAGCAGAACCUAAGGAGAGCUCAAUGAAAUAAUGUUGAAUUAAUAAUCAACAGUUCUUUUAUCACCAAAAGGUCAAAAUGAUUCGAAAGAAAAGCAAUUUUCACCUAGAGAAUUUUCAUCUAAUAUCAAACUUUUAUCAAAGGAUAAUUCUUAAUCGUUUACAUAAUCAAGAGAUGUAUUGGAAAAACCAAUACAAUUCUAUCAACGAGAGAUAAAGAAAAAUAGCUUAAAACCUAAGAGAUACUCUUCAAACCCAAAUGCAGCUAAGAAAAUUAAUAAAACUCUCCUAUAAAACAUAUAAUUAGAUCAAGAUUCAACACUCUAAUCAACGGAUGAUCUAUAGUAAAGGCAAAAUAGUCUUAAUUAGAAUUUACCAUCUAUUUAGGUAAAAGAAAGAUAUGUAAAUUUUGACUCAAAUCAUAUGAUCAAAGCCAAACUUAGGAUUAAAAAAUAAUCUGAAAAAGAAAAGGAAAUGUUAGUUGACUCUUUUAUCAAUGCCUCUAAUUUGCCAUAGGUCUCUAAUACUAGGACUAAUGCAAUUAAAUUCAUCUCAAAUCAGAAGUUUAAAAUUCACAUGCAAAAUCAGCUUCAAAAUCAUAAUUAAAUUCCAUAACAGUUUUAGUAAAAUUAACAGUAAAAAUAAGAACUUGUUCCUAAGAUAAGUUAGGCUAAGAAAACUAUUGUAAGAUACGAAAGAUUAAAUGAUACACAGAAGGAGUUCAACCAAAGUGUUUAAAUAACAGACGACUAGUCUCAGUUUAAUAAUUGA